Messenger RNA from Clarias gariepinus (North African catfish), 2145 nucleotides. RefSeq names its product leucine rich melanocyte differentiation associated (gene lrmda). Gene Ontology annotation, molecular function: protein binding. NCBI's taxonomy places the organism in Eukaryota, Metazoa, Chordata, Actinopteri, Siluriformes, Clariidae. The record is from RefSeq and is a predicted model, not a curated record. The transcript is spliced from 7 exons. Gene Ontology annotation, biological process: melanocyte differentiation. The coding region runs from base 198 to 896 and encodes 232 amino acids.
GCGCGCGCUUCCUUCUCAGAUCAGCUGACUCGGAGCAUGCGGAAGAGCUACAUUAGAAACGGUAGCAGCCGAAGAGCGGGGAUAAAAAGUUUAAAAAGUCGAAAGUUUGUACUGGGGAAAGUCUUUGUAGUCGUUGAAAGUAGGUUUGUGGUCUGCUUCUGAUAUUUGAAUUCGUUGUAAGCUGUCAGCGAGUGGCAAUGGCACAGAGCGAGGAAGGGGCUGUUGUGAAUGGCACUCAGGUGUCUUAUAUUGGGCAUGAUUCUGAGCUCAUCCCAGAGUUUCUUGCAGCUAGGUAUGGCGAUUCUGCGAAACGACUAGAUCUUAGCUUCAACCUACUCAGGUCACUGACAGGCCUGAAAGCGUUCAGCCAACUGGAAGAGCUGAUUGUGGACAACAAUCUUCUCGGAAAUGACCUCCGGUUGCCCAGGUUACCACAGCUCCAUACCCUCACACUCAAUAAGAACCAAAUCUCGGACAUUGAGGCUUUGCUUGAGCAUUUGCAGGAAGUGACACCAGCUCUAGAGUACCUGAGCCUGCUGGGAAAUGAGGCCUGUCCCAAUCAGCUGGUCAGCCUGGAUAAAGAUGAGGACGAUUACCAGAGAUACAGGUACUUUGUGCUACAUAAACUGAAGAACCUGAAGUUUCUGGACAGCAGGAAAGUCACGCAGAAAGAACAUCUGGAAGCCGAGGCCCGCGGAGCGUUCAUGAAGGUGGUCAAGCCUAAAACUGAGAAGGAUCGUAGUGAUCGCAGAUCAGACGGCAAUUCUUUGCCUUACACUCCACUACCAAGAUCCAAAGAAGUAAAAAACCCCAAAGGGGUGUUCGCCAAGUGCCGUUACAUCUACUACGGCAAGCAAUCCGAGGGCAACCGCUUCAUCCGCAACGACCAGCUCUGAUAAGCGGACGGACAGACCGGGACGAGCGGCCGAGCUUCAUGAAGCCGUCUCCCUGCGCGUCUUUAUUAAUAUCCACAUCACCGUGUGCAUUUUUAAGCAGCUGAACACAGCCCUCUAGUGCCUUCUGCUGAGUGCGCCAUCCCUGCCACCUCUCAUCUCUCGCUCGCUGCCUGAGCCGUGCCACUCACGCUGACAUUAUUGCCUUUAAGCAGCCACACACACACACACACACACACACACAUAUAUCCAAGUGACUGAGCUGACAGCUACUGCUUCAUGAUGGAUUGCCUGAUCCAACUGCUACACUCUGCAGGUCAAAGGUCACACCUGAGGCUCCAGUGUGCCCAUGAGGACACACAGGAUGAGCCCUCUUCAAAGUCAAAGUUAAAGUUAAACACGCAGAAAACGCACUCGCAGACGGUUCAUAUCACUCAGUGUCUCCUGAUACGAAAACACAGCACUGAGCGCGACUUUACAGACUUUAUCUCUCAGGAAGUGCCUCCAACAUUCAGUAAUAAUGUCUUUAAUUGCCUCUCACCAGUCACUGGCGAUAGCGUUUAGAGACAUCUUUCCCUAUCAUUCGCUUUAAGCAAGUGUAUUUCCUCCGACUGAAAACCUAGCUGAUGGAGAUGUAACCCUACAUUUCUGACGUUUUAUUGGCACAUGAAGGGCAUUAACAGGCACCUCGUACUGCAGCCUUGUGUGUGGUCAUGUACACAUCUAGUGAAAUCCAGUGUAUUUUUGUGUGUGUGUGUGUUUGUGUGCGUGUUUGUGUGUGUGUGUGUGUUUGUGCGUUUGCGGAUCCAGUGUGCGAUGCUGGUGUGAUGCGGGGGCAGAUGUUUCCGCGCAGGAGCCUGGAGGAGCUGGGAAAGUGCGUGGUAAUGAGCUUUGCUCUCGUUGCUCGGGUCCAGGAGAGGGAAAAGAGAGACAGGCGAGACGGAGCAGCAGGACUGAAGGGGAGGGAGAGAAGUCAACAACUUCUUCCAUCGCACUUCUGAUUGCCUCCUCGUGUGAUAUGCACACUAUUUUAAUGACUUGCUCUGUAACUUUUGUGUAUAGGAGGGAAAAAAGCGCUCUUUCUUCUAGUUGUUUUAAUGCAUGAUUUGAUACAUCGAACGAAUGAAAUACUUUUUAAUUAAUUUUUAUCUUUUGUUAUGCUUUUUUUUAUAAUUAUAUUGUAAUGUUUGACAUGUUAAAGAGUGAUCUUUCUGGACCAAAGGAACAUUUAAUCCUAAUAACAGGCUAUGUA